Molecule: messenger RNA, 2425 nt
Organism: Papilio machaon (common yellow swallowtail)
Lineage: Eukaryota; Metazoa; Arthropoda; Insecta; Lepidoptera; Papilionidae
Gene: Patj
Product: patj homolog
Exons: 17
Coding region: 47-2425 (792 amino acids)
Molecular function (GO): protein binding
Source: RefSeq, a predicted model, not a curated record
AAAAACUAAAAUAUAUUUGCCAAGUAAGUGAUAUAAAAUUAUCAUCAUGCACCUUGGUGUAAAUAUAUCUAAUGCUUUACAACAAUUAGAAAGUGUAAAGGCUGCUGUUGAUCAAAAUGAUGAUCCAAAACUUAAGGCUGCUACUAGUGAUGAUCUAAAUAUGCUUAUUAAUUUAUUGGAGAGUCCAAUAUUGAGAAGUAUAGCAACUCUGCAUGACUCAGUUGCAAUGCUUGCUACCCAAGUUGCUCAUCAUCCCUCAAUGCUUCCUGGUGAUUUUGACAUCACUCCGGCUGGUGAUUUGGCAUUGCAAACUAGGAACCUAUAUGGUUCGCAUGAGGGUGAGGAGGAGCAACGUGUUCCGCAAGUUUCACCACCGAAUAGCUUAGAGUUUGGAUCAAAUUCGGACAAUGAACGCAUGUUGGGACUUGAUACAGCAUCCGUUGAUUCCAGUAUGUCUCCGAAGCAGAACCGUGGCAUAUUGGAUUUAUCACGUAAUGAUGAUUCCUUAGCAUCUGCUUCAACUAACAUUGUUGCAGGAGACUGGGCACAGGUUGAAAUAAUAAACUUAGUAAAUGAUGGCACUGGACUUGGAUUUGGUAUAAUUGGUGCUAGAACAAGUGGUGUUAUUGUAAAAACAAUACUAGCUGGUGGUGUGGCUGAUCGUGACGGCCGUCUCAAGUCAGGAGAUCACAUAUUACAGAUAGGAGAUGUAAGCCUGAUGGAGAUGGGGUCGGAGCAGGUGGCGGGAGUGCUGCGCGCCUCGGGCUCCCGCGUGCGCCUCGUGGUGGCGCGCGCAGUCGACCCCGCAGCCGUGCAGCCCUCCAUCGCGCCAAUAGUACCCGCAAGGUUGCUGUCUAACCCGGAAGCUUUAGAUCGUUACUUAUUGGAUACCGGGUUCGAGCAAGUGUUCAACACUCAGCCCGCGCUGGUACCUCCAAACCCGGCGCCCAAUAGAUUCGUCUUCGGCAGCUCCGUAACACCGCCGCCGGAUUCUGAUGCUGAAUCACCAGAAGUCGAUAGAUUCACUGUGCAAUUGAAGAAGGAUGAAAACGGAUUGGGAAUUACUAUAGCAGGGUACGUGUGCGAGAAGGAGGAGCUGUCGGGGAUCUUCGUGAAGUCGGUGAGUGCGGGCAGUGCGGCGGCGCUGAGCGGUGCGGUGCGCGUCAACGACCGCAUCGUGGCGGUGGACGGCGUCUCCCUCGCCGGCAAGUCCAACCAGCGCGCAGUGGACGCGCUCAAACAGAGCGGCAACGUCGUCACUUUACAACUGGAGAGAUAUCUUCGCGGCGAGAAGUUCGAGCAGCUGCAGCAGGCGAUCGCGGCGGGCGAGAGCGCGGCGAGUGCGGCGCCGCACAACCCCUUCCUGCACAUGCACCGCCCCGACCCGCGCCAUGCACCGCACCCCCCACACGUGCACGGCCACGACUUGCCCAUGAUGCAUCUGCACUCCUCUUCGGAGCCGAACGAAGAGGAAAUCGUAGAGCCGGCCGCGGCACCGCGCACGCCCACUCCGCAGCCCGCAUUCGAGAUGCCGCGCACAAACGAACAAAAGGAAGCCAUACGUCGCAAAUGGCAAGCCAUUUUAGGCGAAGAUGUGGAGAUAGUGGUGGGUGUGGUGGUGCGGGGGUGCGGCGGGCUGGGCAUCUCGCUGGAGGGCACGGUGGACGUGGAGGGCGGGCGCGAGGUGCGCCCCCACCACUACGUGCGCAGCGUGCUGCCCGAGGGGCCCGUCGGCCGCGCCGGGGUGCACCGCCCCGGCGAUGAACUGCUCGAGGUGAACGGGCACCGUCUGCUGGGCAUGAACCACCUGGAGGUGGUGUCGAUCCUGAAAGAGUUGUCGAGCGAGGUGUGCAUGGUGUGUGCUCGCCCACGCGCCGCGCCCGCCCCCGCCCCCGCACCCGCUCCCGCCCCACACCACGCCCUAGACCUCGCCCCGCCCGCACACACGCUCGUCAAGGCGAAGUCUGACGGCAGCCUGGCGGGCGCUGGGGGCGAGGAGGGCGGCGCGCUGGCGGCGGGCAAGGCGCGCUCGCGCAGCCUGGAGCCACUCACCGGCCUCGCCAUGUGGGCCUCCGAGCCACAGAUCAUUGAGUUGGUGAAGGGCGAGCGCGGUCUGGGGUUCUCGAUCCUGGACUAUCAGGACCCGUUGCGGCCGGCAGCCACGCUGGUGGUCAUCCGCUCGCUGGUGCCGGGAGGCGUGGCGCAGCAGGACGGCCGCCUCAUACCCGGCGACAGGCUGCUCUUCGUCAACGACCAGAACCUGGAGGACGCGAGCCUGGAGCAGGCGGUGGCUGCGCUGAAAGGCGCGCCGCGCGGGCUCGUGCGCAUCGGCGUGGCCAAGCCGCUGCCGCUGGCCGACGCCCCGCCCCCGCUGCCCGCCUCCGCGCCCCCCGCACCCGCCGCACCCGCACCCGACACUGACUGA